CAAGAACAAGAACACGAACACACAUCCUCUGCUCUACACUCAUCAUGAUCGUCAAGGCUGCUGCUGUGCAGGCGUCCCCCGUCUCGUUCGACCUCGUCAAGUCUGUCGACAAGGUUGCGCGCCUCGUCGCUGAGGCGGCGGGGAAUGGCGCCCAGCUGAUCGUGCUGCCUGAGGCAUUCCUCAGCGCCUACCCCCGUCACUUCAGCUUCUCGGUCGGAUACCGCACGGAAGACAACCGCCAGUGGUACAAGAAAUAUGUCGAAUCCGCCGUCAAGAUCCCCGAGGACGCGCUGACGCACGACUGGGCCACGUCGGCGCCGGAGCAGGCUGAGGGCGACGACUUCUGGGCUUUCGCCCGUCUCUGCGCAAUCGCCAAGGAGCACGGCGUGUUCCUCAGCGUCGGCAUCAUCGAACGCAGCCUGAUCGGGAGCACCGUGUGGUGCUGCAACGUCGUGUUCGGACCCGACGGGCGGCUGCUCAGCAAGCACCGCAAGCUCAAGCCCACGGGUGCUGAGCGCAUGAUCUGGCAUGAGGGCGAUGAUCUGAACCCGGCGCGCGACGCCUCCGGUGCCGUGGUGGAGGGCACCGAUAACAUGCCCGUUGUUCCUACUGCGAUCGGGCGCAUCGGCGGGGUGAUUUGCUGGGAGAACUACAUGCCCCUUGCGCGCUACGUGCUCUACAAGAAGGGCGUGGAGCUGUAUCUCGCGCCGACCGCCGACGGGCGCCCUACGUGGCUGCCCAGCAUGCAGCAUGUCGCGCAGGAGGGGCGCUGCUUCGUCGUCACCGCCAACCAGUACCAGGAGGCGAGCGACUUCCCUGCCGACUACCCUGCGCCGGCGGACGCCGACAAGGUCUGGUGUCGCGGGGGCAGCGCGAUCGUCGACCCGCUCGGCAACGUCCUCGCCGGCCCGCUUUGGGACGAGGAGGGCAUCGUAUAUGCUGACCUUGACAUGGGCCGCAUCCAUGCGACCAAGGUCGACUUUGACCCCGUCGGGCACUACUCGCGCGAGCCGCUGCUCAAGCAGAUGCUCGACAAGCUGUGGUAG
Messenger RNA from Cutaneotrichosporon oleaginosum, 1046 nucleotides. RefSeq lists its product as uncharacterized. Gene Ontology annotation, molecular function: catalytic activity. NCBI's taxonomy places the organism in Eukaryota, Fungi, Basidiomycota, Tremellomycetes, Trichosporonales, Trichosporonaceae. The record is from RefSeq and is a predicted model, not a curated record.